GGGGGGGGGCGCGUCUCCCGUGUCCCCUCCCUUCGGCGGCGUUGACACCCGGGGAUUCGGCUGGGGCGUCCCCGGGGGGGAUGGGGCCGGCGGGCGUCGUGGGUUUUUCUUGCCGUGGUUGCUUGCUAGUGCGGGGGAGGGUGGUGUGGUUGCCCCUCGGCCUGGGGUAGCGGCGGACGCUGUUGUUGUCGAUGCUGUGGUGAACGGCAGCAGCGGCAGCGGUGGCAGCGGUGUCGACCCGGAUGAUGAUGUUCGUGCUGUUGAAGUAGACGGCGGCGGCAACGCCGAAGCAGACAGCAGCAACAGCAACAGCAGAAGCAGCAGCAACAGCAGCAACAACAACAGAAGCAGCAGCAGCAGCAACAACAAAAGAAGCAGCAGCAGCAGCAGCGAGAUCGUCAGGGAGCCAUCAUCAGCACCGUCGUCGAAACAGACGAUAAUGCCUCCUUCUACAACGGGGGUCUCAGCCGCUGCUGCUUCUUCUUCUUCUUCGGCAACGGCGGGCAACGAAAAUGACGAGGAGAGAGCGUUCAGGGAGGCCGGCGUCAACCGGGUGGUGCAGGGACUGAGGGCGGAGAACACGAGGUUGCGCCAGAGGUUACGGUCGGCGGAGCGCGCCUCAGAGUCGGGGGAAGAUCGGGCCAACGUGGAGGCGGAGAGGGCUGAUGCUCUGGAGGCAGAGCUGGGUCGAGUUCGGGCUACCGUGAAGGGGCGAGUCCGGGCACUCAAGGCGGCUCUGGAAGAGGCGGAGGAAGACGCGGAUAGGGCUGUCGCUGAGAAGGAGGGGUUCAUGGUUCAGUGGGAGGAGGACGUGGAUGCGUUGAGAAAUCAGCUUGGUGCGGAAAGGAAGGCGCGGGAGGAAGACCGGCGGGAUCUGGAGAGCGUCAUCUUCGACUUGGAGGACGAGGUUGACGGCCUAAAGGAGCGCUUCCGGCAGCGGAAGAAGCCGGUCGCCAAGAAAAAGAAGCGAGGAGAAGCAUCUUCGGGAGACAACGAACAACGUUCGCGGGAGGCUGGGCCGUCCGGCACUGGGCUCAUGCGUAGAAGUGACGCUGAGAACGGUUCACGACGGCGGAGAUCGGAACGGGAGACGGAAGAACGUUCCCAGGAAAGGUCCAAGAAAAUGUCCGACGAGAAGGACGCCGCGGGGCAGUGGCGGAAGGCCAUGACCCUGUUGCAGUACUUGGAUUGAAAAACAAUGUCUGUGCGAUUCGUGUUUUUGUGCGUACACGGUCGGUGUGUGUUUUCGGUCGUCCUUGUUCUGCCGGUAUUUUUUCUGCAUUCCGAAGACGUCGUUGUACAUGUUUUUUUCGUUGUCGGGAGGUCGAUUGGAACCACUUCCGUAAAGCUGUCUCGGGUUUCCAUUUUCGUACCGUGGAAUCUUUGCGCACUCAACACCGUUUUCCGGCAUAGUUUUUACAUCUCAGGUCGCAAAUUUGAAGCGAAGGACGGCUUUUCGUCACGGACGCGAUUUCUUUCAAGGGUUUUUGGCGAUUUUCUGAUUUCUUGUGGUGGUGUUACAGGUGUUUUAGCGUGUACCAAUCGGGUUGUUUGUGUCAAGAGCCCUCAGAAAGCGACAUCGGUUUUAGAGAGCGGGUGCGGACCCGCAGCAAAAAAACAGCAUAUUAU
Messenger RNA from Ectocarpus siliculosus, 1629 nucleotides. Lineage: Eukaryota; Phaeophyceae; Ectocarpales; Ectocarpaceae. The record is from the annotation of a GenBank genome assembly.